Sesamum indicum (sesame) is the source of this 1563-nucleotide messenger RNA. Its product is annotated as Tetratricopeptide repeat (TPR)-like superfamily protein. NCBI's taxonomy places the organism in Eukaryota, Viridiplantae, Streptophyta, Magnoliopsida, Lamiales, Pedaliaceae. The record is from RefSeq and is a predicted model, not a curated record. Gene Ontology annotation, molecular function: protein binding. Gene Ontology annotation, cellular component: chloroplast.
GUUUUUCAUGUUCCUAAAUUCCUCCUCGCGGCUCCAACGCAUCAGGCCCACCUUACAUCCCCCAAUAUUUCGCAUAAGAUCACCAUUUGGGUCGAAGUCCGAUGAAUUACGCCAUGACCCCAAGAUUACCUGCUUGCAGCUAGCCGAUUUUAUCCAAUGAGCUUCAAAACGGAUGGGUUUUGACUCUUGAGCGUCCCUCAUUCCAUUGUGUUUUUGCCAUAGUGCGAUUAACCAACAACGGCGCAUGACACAGUAAAGUCGAUCCAAAUGGGAAAUGUGUGUGUUCGACCAAGAUGCAACCCAUGCUGAGUUUACACACACUCUGUCUAGCCGUUCACGAACUGUAUGGGAAUUUUCUGUUUUUUUUUUAUUUAAUUGUAUGGGGGGUAUUUAAAAGCUUUAAUUACAGCAGUUGGAUAGACCCCUUUAGUUUCUUUUAGUGUCCGUUAGUGGUUUAUCUGUUAGUUCGCGCUAUUUAUCUACUCUCUCUCUCCUCACAAGCUCACCACAUUUUUUAGUCGUGGCAAAUUUUCAUGCUCUCAGCCCGUCAAUGGCAGCAACCCACAACUUGAAAAUCGGAGAUCCAAGCCCAAUCUGCUCGCUGAUUACCUCCUCUCCACACUCUUCCUUAGUUUGUAAACCUCCACUCUCAGCAAACCCCCCAAAGGGAAAUGCUUCCAACUUCUUUGGUACCACUCUUUCAAGAAUUCACAGCCACCAGAGUUCAAUCCCAACGCUCUCGAGAAGGCUUUUCCUGCCUUCAGUUUCUGGGCUCUGGGAUGCCUUAACCGGCGGAAACUCCGCCCGUGAAGCCGUCAUCGCUGUUCGACGUGGAAUGCUUCUUUUUAGACAGGGUGAUGUUCUGGGUUCCUUAGUUGAGUUUGACAAGGCUAUUGAGCUUGAUCCUCGUCAGAAAGCAUAUCUUUGGCAGAGAGGAUUGUCAUUAUACUAUCUUAAUAGAUUUGAAGAAGGCGCGGAGCAAUUUAGACUAGAUGUUGCGCAAAAUCCAAAUGAUACAGAGGAGUCAAUAUGGUGCUUUCUUUGUGAAGCUCAAUUAUAUGGAGUUGAUGAAGCAAGAAGACGGUUUCUGGAGGUUGGUACAGAUCCCCGACCUGUCAUGAGGGAAGCCUACAACAUGUUUAAAGAUGGUGGUGACCCAGAAAAGCUCUGUCAAGCAUUUUCAAGUGGACGGGAGGGUGAAUUUUUCUAUGCUUCUCUAUAUGCUGGCCUUUAUUAUGAAUCACAGAAUAAGUCUGAUGAAGCUAAACUUCACCUAGUCGCUGCCUGUAAAUCUCCUUAUGGUUCGAGGUCUGAUGACUACAUGGCAUCGCUUGCCAAGGUUCACUGCAAUUGCCGAAGCUGGAGAUUCAGUUAACAAAUUAACUUAAACCUGGUAAGAAUUAUUCCGUAUUUACCAUACUGUGUACAUUGUAUACGUGUGUCAUCAGCAGCAUUCUUUGUGUAUCGAAACUGUUGAGAAUCAUGAAUUGAUUAUCCAAAUAAUUGUAAACUCACAAGAAUAUCUAAGUGAUUCUUAUGAUAUCUAUAUGGUUUGAUUUUGGA